Messenger RNA from Lagopus muta (rock ptarmigan), 4058 nucleotides. It is a transcript of the gene EIF4G2, whose product is annotated as eukaryotic translation initiation factor 4 gamma 2. Lineage: Eukaryota; Metazoa; Chordata; Aves; Galliformes; Phasianidae. Gene Ontology annotation, molecular function: mRNA binding; translation initiation factor activity; protein binding. The transcript is spliced from 23 exons. The record is from RefSeq and is a predicted model, not a curated record. The coding region runs from base 1 to 3489 and encodes 1162 amino acids. Gene Ontology annotation, cellular component: eukaryotic translation initiation factor 4F complex.
AUGGCGGCCGGAGCCGGUGGCGGCUCUCGCUGCCCGCACCGCGGUGCUGGAGGCUGGAGCGGGCGGCGCCGGUUCGUAGCUCGGCACCGUUGGGGCGAGGAGCCGGCGAGGAGCCGGCGGGGCUGGGGCUGCUCCUGUGGAUGUGCUGGGUGCUGGGGUGGGGCGGAGAGUUGUCGGUCCUCCUGGGGCUGGAGGAGGGAGCGCGGAGGCAGAUUUGCGGCUUCUGCGUGGAUUUCUUUGCUAUUUCUGCUUUUUUCCCGUUUAAUUUUUUUUCUCCGCUUCUCGUGGGAGGGCGAGCUGGCUCCGAGGAGCCGUUGCUGGGCCGGGCCGUGGGCAGACGUGCAGGAGAAGCCGGCCGCUCUCCGUUUUCCCGUCCGUGCCGGAGAACAAAGAGCCGGCCGGGCCCUGGCGGCGCCUCAGCCUGGAAGCGGGCGGCGCCCGGCGCGGUGGGGGAAGGGCGGCGCGGCCGGAGCGCGGCUCCAUGCGGCAGGGCGGCGUCCGCCUCCGCCGGGGGGCGCCCUCGCGCCGCGCCGCCCCCGCAGCCCUUUUGUUCGGCGGCGGCGGCCAUGUUGGCGGCCCGCGUUCCGCCCGCCGGGCCGGGAUGGCGGUGCGGGCAGUACGGGGAAGGGUGCGCGGCCUCGUGCUGCGCUGCCUCGCCCGAUCUGCGGUAGACUGCGUUAUUUUUCACGCGCUCUUGCUUUGAUCCCUAAGUUUUGUUUUUCCCCACCCCGUCAAUUUAAUUUUAUUCUUUUGAAGAUUCUUCGUUGUCAAGCCGCCAAAGUGGAGAGUGCGAUUGCAGAAGGGGGUGCUUCUCGUUUCAGUGCUUCUUCAGGCGGAGGAGGUGGUAGGGGUGCACCUCAGCACUAUCCCAAGACUGCCAGCAACAGCGAGUUCCUGGGGAAAACCCCAGGGCAAAACGCUCAGAAAUGGAUUCCUUCACGAAGCACUAGACGAGAUGACGACUCCGCAAACGACAAAGAACGACAUGAUGCAAUCUUCAGGAAAGUAAGAGGCAUACUAAAUAAGCUUACUCCUGAAAAGUUCGACAAGCUAUGCCUUGAGCUCCUCAAUGUGGGUGUAGAGUCUAAGCUCAUCCUUAAAGGGGUCAUACUGCUGAUCGUAGACAAAGCCCUUGAAGAGCCCAAGUAUAGCUCACUGUAUGCUCAACUAUGUCUGCGACUGGCAGAAGAUGCACCCAAUUUUGAUGGCCCAUCUGCAGAGAGUCAUCCAGGACAGAAGCAAAGCACAACAUUCAGACGCCUCCUAAUAUCUAAACUUCAAGAUGAAUUUGAAAACAGAACCAGAAAUGUUGAUAUCUAUGAUAAGCAUGAUGGUCCCCUCCUCCCUGAGGAGGAGGAACAGAGAGCCAUUGCCAAGAUCAAGAUGCUGGGGAACAUCAAAUUCAUUGGAGAACUUGGCAAGCUUGACCUUAUUCAUGAAUCUAUCCUUCAUAAGUGCAUCAAAACACUUUUGGAAAAGAAGAAGAGAGUCCAACUCAAAGAUAUGGGGGAGGAUUUGGAGUGCCUCUGUCAGAUAAUGAGGACAGUGGGACCUAGAUUAGACCAUGCAAAAGCCAAGUCCUUAAUGGAUCAGUACUUUGCCCGUAUGCGCUCCUUGAUGUCAAGUAAGGAAUUGCCAGCAAGGAUUCGUUUCCUGCUGCAGGAUACUGUGGAGUUGAGAGAACACAACUGGGUUCCUCGCAAAGCUUUUCUUGACAAUGGACCAAAGACUAUCAAUCAAAUCCGUCAAGAUGCGGUAAAAGAUCUAGGAGUUUUUAUUCCUGCUCCUAUGUCUCAAGUGAUGAGAAGCGACUUCUUUCUGGAGGGACCCUUUAUGCCACCCAGGAUGAAACUUGACAGGGACCCACUCGGAGGGCUUGCUGAUAUGUUUGGACAAAUGCCAGGUAGUGGAAUUGGUACUGGUCCAGGAGUUAUUCAGGAUAGAUUUUCACCCACUAUGGGACGCCAUCGUUCAAACCAACUUUUCAAUGGCCAUGGGGGUCACCUCAUGCCUUCUGCUCAACCCCAGUUUGGAGAACUAGGCAAAUCUUUUCUGAAAAGUCAGGGGCAAAGCCAGCUCUACCAUAACCAGAAUCAGGGACUCUUAUCCCAGCAACAAGGACAGUCGAAGGAUAUGCCACCUCGGUUUUCUAAGAAAGGACAGCUUAAUGCAGAUGAGAUAAGCCUGAGACCUGCUCAGGCUUUUCUAAUGAAUAAAAACCAAGUGCCAAAGCUUCAGCCCCAGAUAACUAUGAUUCCUCCCAGUGCUCAACCACCACGCACUCAGACGCCACCUUUGGGACAGCCUCCUCAACUUGGUCUUAAAACAAAUCCACCACUUAUACAAGAAAAGCCUGCAAAGACCACCAAGAAGCCACCUCCUUCUAAAGAAGAGCUACUUAAACAAACGGAAGCUGUUGUGACUGAUUAUCUGAAUAAUGGCAACGCUAAUGAUGCUGUCAAUGCUGUGAGAGAAAUGAGAGCUCCAAAACACUUCAUUCCUGAGAUGCUGAGCAAAGUAAUCAGUCAGUCCCUCGAUCGAUCAGAUGAAGACAAAGAGAAAGCAAGUACUUUGAUCAGCUUACUCAAACAGGAGGGAAUAGCCACAAGUGACAACUUCAUGCAGGCAUUCCUGAAUGUAUUGGACCAGUGCCCCAAACUGGAGGUGGACAUCCCAUUGGUGAAAUCCUACUUAGCACAGUUUGCAGCCCGUGCCAUUAUUUCAGAACUGGUGAGCAUUUCCGAACUGGCUCAACCACUGGAAAGUGGCACCCAUUUCCCUCUGUUCCUGCUCUGCCUUCAGCAGUUAGCUAAGUUGCAAGAUCGUGAAUGGCUAACAGAAUUGUUCCAACAAAGCAAAGUGAAUAUGCAGAAAAUGUUACCAGAAAUUGAUCAGAACAAGGACCGCAUGCUGGAGAUCUUAGAAGGGAAAGGGCUUAGCUUCUUAUUCCCACUUCUGAAACUGGAGAAGGAACUGCUAAAGCAAAUAAAAUCGGAUCCAUCCCCACAAGCCAUCUAUAAAUGGAUUAAAGAUAACAUUUCACCCAAGCUUCAUGUAGAUAAAGGAUUUGUGAAUAUAUUGAUGACCAGUUUCUUGCAGUAUAUUUCAAGUGAAGUAAACCCACCUAGUGACGAAUCAGAUUCUUCGUCUGCUCCAUCAAAAGAGCAACUAGAGCAGGAAAAACAACUGCUUCUUUCCUUCAAGCCAGUAAUGCAGAAGUUCCUCCAUGACCAUGUUGAUCUGCAAGUGAGUGCUUUAUAUGCGCUCCAGGUGCACUGCUACAACAGUAACUUUCCAAAAGGCAUGUUACUGCGCUUCUUUGUUCAUUUCUAUGAUAUGGAGAUCAUUGAAGAAGAAGCCUUUUUGGCAUGGAAAGAAGAUAUUACUCAAGAGUUUCCAGGAAAAGGCAAAGCUUUAUUCCAGGUAAACCAGUGGCUAACCUGGCUGGAAACUGCUGAAGAAGAAGAAUCUGAAGAAGAAGCUGACUAAAGAACCAGCCAAAGCCUUAAAUUGUGCAAACAUACUGUUGCUAUGAUGUAACUGCAUUUGACCUAACCACUGCGAAAAUUCAUUCCGCUGUAAUGUUUCACAAUAUUUAAUGCAGAUGUGUGUCAGUAGGAUAUCUUCUGCAAAAGGUUUUUGUAGUAUGUCUUAAUAGUCUACAAUAAAAAUAUUUUAGAGUAUCUUUAAUGUUUAGAUAACAGUGUAUUAGCAGCAUGCAAUAAUUACAUCAUAAGUUCUCGAGCAGAAGCAGUCUGUUGCAAGGGUCUUCUUUGCUGCCAGUUAACAUAGGCUGUUUUUAAGUUAGAAAACUGAAUAGCAACACUGAAUACUGUAGAAACGCACUUUGCUCAGUGUAAUACUUGAGUUGUUGCAAUAUUUGAUUAUCCAUUUGGUUGUUACGGAGAAUCCUUAACUGUAAUCGAUGGUUGUUGCCGUAAUAGUAUAUUGCCUGUAUUUCUACCUCUAGUCAUGGGCUUUAUGUGCUAGGUUUUAAUAUCCUUGAGCCUGGGCAAGUGCACAAGUCUUUUUUUUUUUUUUUUUUAAAGAAACAGUUU